UUUGUUGACCAGCUGGGUGACCAGGUGUGCAGACGCGCGCGAAGUUACGCUCACAGCGCCUGGUCACACUGCACUCACGUUCUCCACUUGCUGCGCUAAUUUCCAGAAGCCGCCCGAAGAAAAUUGGCCAAUUUCACCAGGAUGAGCGAGGAAUUCAAACUGCCCAAGCGGUCCCGCAAGCGCACCCGCGAUGUAAAGCGCAAGGCGCGUCCGGAACUGGAUGGGGAGAACGCAUGGGUUGCGAUGCGGUACUGCGAGAAUUUCGAGCCGUUCUGGGACUUCACAGACAAUCUGGAGAGGAUCGAGGAGUCCGCGGUGCCGGAGGCGGAGUUCAUCGAGCGCUUUGAGCGGCCUUACAAGCCGGUGGUCAUUCGCGGCUGCACUGACGGCUGGCUGGCGCUGGAGAAGUGGACACUGGCCCGCCUGGCCAAGAAGUACCGCAACCAGAAGUUCAAGUGCGGCGAGGACAACGAGGGCUACAGCGUCAAGAUGAAGAUGAAGUACUACGUGGAGUACAUGCAGGGCACGCGCGACGACAGCCCGCUGUACAUCUUCGAUAGCAGCUUUGGGGAGCACCACCGGCGGCGCAAGCUCCUCGAUGAUUACGUGGUGCCCAAGUACUUCCGCGACGACCUCUUCCAAUACUGCGGCGAGAACCGUCGACCGCCGUACCGCUGGUUUGUAAUGGGACCAGCUCGGUCCGGCACCGGCAUCCACAUCGACCCACUAGGCACCAGUGCCUGGAACACGCUCAUCCGCGGCCACAAGCGGUGGUGCCUGUUCCCCACCCAGACGCCGAAGGAUUUGCUGAAGGUCACCAGCGCUAUGGGUGGCAAGCAGCGCGACGAGGCCAUCACCUGGUUCAGCACGAUAUACCCCCGCACCCAGCUGCCCAGUUGGCCGGAGCAGUACCGCCCUAUCGAAGUUCUGCAGGGAGAGGGCGAGACGGUGUUCGUGCCCGGCGGCUGGUGGCACGUGGUGCUUAACCUGGACGACACCAUUGCCAUCACCCAAAACUUCAGCUCGCAGACGAACUUUCCUUGCGUCUGGCACAAGACUGUUCGUGGGCGACCCAAGUUGUCGCGAAAAUGGCUGCGAGUGCUGCGGGAGCAGCGGCCGGAGCUGGCCCAGAUCGCCGACAGUAUUAACCUAAACGAGAGCACCGGCUUUGCCUCGGACAGUUCGAGCAACUCGAGCUCCUCCUCGUCGAGCAGUUCCUCUUCGUCGUCGGAGGAAAGCGAGGAUGGCGGCGAUUCCAACACAGACAGUGGUCAAGAGAGCCUUACCGCCAAGAAAAAGAAGAAGCGGCGCAUGGCGGGCGGAGGCUCGGGUUCCGGUUCCAUGGGCGGCUCCUCGCGCUCCUGAUGCAGGGAGCGUGCCAAGCGCAAAGGCUUGCUCAUGCGCCUCUUCCAACGGCAGCUGAUGCUCCUAAGACGGUUGCCCCGCUGCCGUCGGAGUUAGCAUUGUGACCAUCCUCAUCACCAUCAACAACAUCCGCAGCCCGGCGGUUCCAGAGUUUUGUAAUAUUUUUCUACUUAGACAAGCGUGUUCGCAGCUCUUUGAUUCCGUGCUAGCCCUCAUCAAAAGCCUGCUCCCUGAUUUCAAUAGAUGCUCCAACGUGACUCAUUAGCGUAAACCCUAAUUGCAAAAUAAAUAAAUUCAAUAUAUUUGUACAAAA
Messenger RNA from Drosophila ficusphila, 1678 nucleotides. It is a transcript of the gene PSR, whose product is annotated as bifunctional arginine demethylase and lysyl-hydroxylase PSR. The record is from RefSeq and is a predicted model, not a curated record. Gene Ontology annotation, biological process: phagocytosis. The transcript has a single exon. The coding region runs from base 142 to 1365 and encodes 407 amino acids. Lineage: Eukaryota; Metazoa; Arthropoda; Insecta; Diptera; Drosophilidae. Gene Ontology annotation, molecular function: histone H4R3 demethylase activity; P-TEFb complex binding. Gene Ontology annotation, cellular component: cytoplasm; nucleus.